Meriones unguiculatus (Mongolian gerbil) is the source of this 3985-nucleotide messenger RNA. RefSeq names its product interleukin 13 receptor subunit alpha 1 (gene Il13ra1). Gene Ontology annotation, cellular component: external side of plasma membrane; membrane. Gene Ontology annotation, biological process: cytokine-mediated signaling pathway. The coding region runs from base 209 to 1576 and encodes 455 amino acids. NCBI's taxonomy places the organism in Eukaryota, Metazoa, Chordata, Mammalia, Rodentia, Muridae. The record is from RefSeq and is a predicted model, not a curated record. Gene Ontology annotation, molecular function: cytokine receptor activity; protein binding. The transcript has 12 exons.
GCCAGGAGCCGUGCGCCCCGCCCCGCUCUCCGCUUACGCUCAGGAGCCCCCACGCUCUCGGGUUACCUGCGGCCGUGGGCGGGGCGGCCCUUCCCGUCUGCGCCGACUCUGGCCUCUUGCGCGCGGCAGCCGGGAAGUGGGAGAGAGAACAGAGGAGGCGGAGACUUUGGCGGCUCCAGCCCUGCCACACUUCGAGGUGAGGGUCUGCAUGGCGCGGCCGGCGCGGCCGGCGCGGCCGUGCGGGCUGUGGGCGCUGCUACUGUGUGCUGCCGUGGUCGCAGGCACCACGACUACAGCAGGCCUCAAAUCCCAUCAGAAAAGAGUUGGUUAUCCGAAUAGUGGUCAUGCUAUUAUUGCACCCAUGGAAACAUCUUACCUGACAGACGUUCAGCCACCUGUGACAAAUUUGAGUGUCUCCGUCAAAGACCUCUGCACAAUAAUAUGGACAUGGGAUCCUCCUGAGGGAGCCAGCCCAAAUUGUAGCCUCAGAUAUUUUAGUUAUCUUGGUGAACAACAAGAUAAGAAAAUUGGUCCAGAAACUUGUCGUUUCAAGGAGAUACCCCUAAAUGAGAAGAUCUGUCUGCAAGUGGGGUCCCAGUGUAGUACCAAUGAAAGUGAGAAGCCUAGCCCUUUGGUGAAAAAGUGCAUCUUACCUCCUGAAGGUGAUCCUGAGUCUGCUGUGACUGAGCUCCAGUGCAUUUGGCACAACCUAAGCUAUAUGAAGUGUUCCUGGCUCCCUGGCAGAAAUACAAGCCCUGACACUAACUAUACUCUUUACUAUUGGUACAGAAGCCUGAUGAAAGUUCUUCAAUGUGAAAACAUCUAUAGAGAAGGUCAACACAAUGGCUGUUCCUUUAAAUUGACUAUAGUGGAUUCUAGUUUUGAACAGCAGAACAUUCAAAUAAUGGUCAAUGAUAGUGCUGGGAAAAUUAGGCCUUACUACAAAGUAGUGUCUUUAACUUCCUGUGUGAAACCUGAUCCUCCACAUAUUAAAAAUCUUUUCUUCAAAAAUGGUGCCUUAUUCGUGCAGUGGAAGAAUCCACAGAAUUUUAGUAGCCGAUGCUUAUCGUAUGAAGUGGAAGUCAAUAGUACUCAAACUGAACUACAAAGACCUUUCUAUGUUGAAGAGGACAAAUGCCAGAAUGCCGAACCUGAUAGAAACAUGGAGGCUGCAAGUUGUUUCAUAGUCCCUGGUAUCCUUCCUGACGCUGUCUAUACAGUCAGAGUAAGAGUCAAAACGAACAAGUUAUGCUUUGAUGACAACCACCUGUGGAGUAAUUGGAGCGAAGCAGCAAGUAUAGGUAAUGACGCGAACUCCACAUUCUACAUCACCAUGUUACUCAUCAUCCCAGUCAUUGUUGCAGGUGCAGUCAUAGUCCUUCUUCUUUACCUGAAAAGGCUCAAAAUCAUUAUAUUUCCUCCAAUUCCUGAUCCUGGCAAGAUUUUUAAAGAAAUGUUUGGAGACCAGAAUGAUGAUACCAUGCACUGGAAGAAGUAUGACAUCUAUGAGAAACAAUCCAAAGAAGAAACGGAUUCUGUAGUGCUGAUAGAAAACCUGAAGAAAGUGUCUCAGUGAUGGGAAUAAUUGAUUUCUUUUUUUUCCUUCAAUGUGACCCUGUGAAGAUUUAUUGCAUUCCCCAUUUGUUAUCCAAGGACUUGUUAAAGAGAAACUGAAACUGCUGGACUCUUGAAAAACAGGCAGCUCCUAAGAGCAGCACGUCUUGAUGUGAAUCUUGCCCAGAAAAAUCCAAACUAAUGGAGCUCUUUAAGAAGAAAGCAGAGUUCUUCUCAUGCUUGUUGAAUCUUAAAAGCAGACAUCAUUUGCCAAAUCUCCAAACUAAGGAUAAAAAAGGGAUUACAAUGACCAUCAGUUCAUCUUAUCAGGAGUUGUGAGAGCUUCCUAAGGAAUCUCUGCUUUGUCUGUAUUCUUUCUGUGGAAUAACAUAAAAAAAAUUUUUUGUUGUGAGGAAACUCAUUUGGGGUGUUUACACCAAUACUGUACUUGACCCCCAUAGAACAUCUAGCAAACAAAACCAAUACAAUCUGCUGCCUAUUGUUUGGGAGCACACUGAGUAAUAUUUGUGAUUAUUCAAAUGUGGUAUCAUUAUCCACUUCAAUAGCAUUUUCCUCUGCUUUAAAAUUCCCAGAAAUUGUCUUGGUCACAGAAAAGGCAGAAGCAGCUUCUCCACCAAGGCUGUUUCAUGUCAUUGCAGGAUUUUUUUUAGGAUAUUAGAGGCAAAAUAACCUGGUAUUCGAGUUGGAAGCAAGAAGUCUCUAAUUAUGUAUGCACACCCUUUCACUUCUGCGACUCAAAUCAAGUAUUGACUGUGUCUCGAGCGUGUGCUAAACCCUUAAGUGCAAGGGAUUGGACCCCCACCCCUUUACAUAUAUUUGGUAAUCCUUGUUUCUUAGCACUUUCUUUAUCUCCAGAUAGCCAUGUCCCAACCUUUUGAGCUUCCGAUCUCCUACGCUUAGUCCCUGCUAUGCUUACUCCCCCAUCUUCUUUUCUUAUAGCCUUUUGACUUUCGGGAGAAUUGAGGACACAAAUUUGCUUAGACUAUUUAGUGGAACAGGGAAUACAUUGCAUCUCAGGUAAAAGAUGAGUAGACUGAACAUCAAUGACUAAGGCAUACAUAGUUUGCAGCUUCCCUGUGAGCCUACAAUUAUUUGAGGUUUUUUUUUUUUUUUUUUUUUUUUUUUAGCAAUUGGUGUUUCUGUGUAAUAGAGAUGAUGUCUUUUCUUCACUUAGAAUUUAGCUCUAUUUGCUUGGGGGGGGGGAAGAUUUGUAUCUGUUUCUCUUUGUUUGCAUAAUAGGCCUUAGGAUGGCUGUUUUAUAUGCUGUAGAUAGUCCUGUCAAUUCUGUGUUUUACUGAGAGGGAGCCAAGUGGGGCCCCAACUAUGUACUCACUUUUUGCAUAUGUUAGGUUUCCAUUCUAUUCCAUUCCCACAAUAUAUAUGUAUAAAUACACACACACAUACACACACACACACACAUAUAUAUAUAUACAUUAUAUUCCCCUUAUUCCAACUAUUUCUAGCAAAUUUAAAACAGUGUGAGAGAGGUACCCUCCCUCUCUUUCUCACACACACAUGGAUCACAAGCAAGGACUGAAGAACUUCAUAUCACAAAUUACCAGACAUUUUCUAAGUUCCUAUUAAUAACAUAAGGCUACUUACAUCUCUUGUUAAGCAUGGAAGAUAAGUGACCCCUGCUCUCCACAAGUUGGGACAAAAGGGAACCUUGCUUCCACAGUAGUAGAGGGGCGCUGUGCCUGGCAUUUCAUAAAAUUAGGGUGCAUGGUAUGACUGACUGAUGCACAGGUAUUUCCUCCUGGCACUUUUGUUUUGGUUGCCAGCUUGCAGCUGGGAUGCAGACAUUGUAGAUGUUCUAGUUUCUCCUACUAUUCACUAGAAAGAAGACUUGGCUUUCUUGUGUAAGAGGAAGAUAACUCCUUAUCCAGGGUUUCAUAGUUCUGGGAAGGAAAGCACCUAAUUGCUUUGCACAGAGCCAUUUUUACUAUUGGCCUCUUUUGAUGGCGAAGAAGAAGAUGUGUUGAAAUGCCCUGGAGAUCAUACUAGAGUCUGGCAGCAUAGGGACAAGGACAUCAUAUUUUGCUUCCAUUUUCCUCUUUCAAUACCAGAGGGGAAAAGCAACAGUAAAUACAAUGAAGUUUGUUUUAACAGACAAAAGUAAUCUCUGGGCCUUAGUAAUUCUUAAUGACAUCAGUACAUUGCUUAUUAGAAACUUGGAGGUUCGCAUAUGGAUUGUCCCUCCAUAUACAUAAAAUAAACCCGGUGUAAAGAGGAUCGUUCCUUUUCUUUCAGAUAAUGUUUUUUGUUUUGUUUUGUUUUGUUUUUUUCUGAAUCUGGGCACUAAAGGGAUACAAGAAAUAAUGAUAAUGUUUUUGGUAAUGUCUUCAACUAUGAGUCUUUCUGUUCAAGUACUUGUAAGAAAGUAAAAUAAAUAUUGUCUUUUUGUAUGUCA